Microthlaspi erraticum is the source of this 426-nucleotide messenger RNA. Lineage: Eukaryota; Viridiplantae; Streptophyta; Magnoliopsida; Brassicales; Brassicaceae. The record is from the annotation of a GenBank genome assembly.
AUGCCUGGGAAUAAUCUGAGAUCAGUGAUCCAACAGUGCUCCGUUGUGUCUCGACGCCGCUUCUUCUCUACAACCUCUAGCGAAGUGAAAAAAGAUGAUCUUUGGAUUGUAGGUUUGAGACGUUUGAUGGUAGCAGGGAUGGUUUUAGGCCCGAUAUUAAAACGAGGUGCAUUGAUCGGUGUGGGAUAUGGCAUAGCGCAAAACCUGAACUUUCUGCAGUGUUCUUUCCUGUCUCGCCGCCGAUUCUCUUCUUCCCCCGAGCCCUCCAAGCCAGCCAUUGUUAUUUCUCUUGACAGCUUGGAGAAAGCUGUAACCAACGCUAAGUGGAUGUCGUUUGGAUUUUUCGUGUGGUCACUGCUAGCAAGUCGGAGGAUGGAUCAGAGCAAUGAAGAGUUGAGAGAUCUUGCUGAUGAGAAGCUGGGUUAA